Patiria miniata (bat star) is the source of this 1212-nucleotide messenger RNA. RefSeq names its product adhesive plaque matrix protein 2-like. Lineage: Eukaryota; Metazoa; Echinodermata; Asteroidea; Valvatida; Asterinidae. The transcript is spliced from 11 exons. Gene Ontology annotation, molecular function: calcium ion binding. Bases 1 to 1212 code for a protein of 403 amino acids. Gene Ontology annotation, biological process: heterophilic cell-cell adhesion; establishment or maintenance of epithelial cell apical/basal polarity. Gene Ontology annotation, cellular component: plasma membrane; protein-containing complex. The record is from RefSeq and is a predicted model, not a curated record.
AUGUAUGCCCUCAAGUUCCCAGCAUCAGUCUGCUAUCUGGGCCAGCAGCCGGACCCGACCACUCCCACCAGGUACCGGUGGGUGGUUCCCUCGGGGGACCCCUGCCAGUGUACCGAGUUUCGAAUGGGCGGGGUUAACACGCACCCCUCCCUCAGACCAUCCGCGGUCAGCACUGGCAACGGCUCUUUUCCGAGGAGCGGCGAUCCGGUGGAAAUCCGAAAAUGGUUCCAAUGUCCGGAUCCGUGCGUGCCUUCACCGUGUCAAAAUGGCGGUACAUGCGAGACGGUUGGGUUUACCAGUUAUAGAUGUGAUUGCCUGCCGGAAUAUCAAGGUGUAAACUGCCAAGACAAACACCCGUGUUUCUUUACACCGUGUCAAAAUGGUGGUACGUGUGAACCGCGUGGACCAAAGUACUUCUGCCACUGCCUGCCUGCGUACUCCGGCCAUCUCUGCCAAGACGAUAAACCGUGUCUGUCCAAUCCAUGUCAGAAUUAUGGAACCUGCUCAUCUCAGCCUACUGCGAGUGGUGUGGGGUAUUCAUGCAAUUGCUCGUCAGAUUUCUUCGGACCAACCUGCGACUUAUCAGACCCGUGUCUGUCCAAUCCAUGUCAGAAUAAUGGAUCCUGCUCAUCUCAGCCUACUACGAUAGGUGUGACAUAUUCGUGCGAUUGCCCGUCUAAUUUCUUCGGACCCACUUGCAACAUAUCAGACCCGUGUCUGUCAGAUCCAUGUCAGAAUCGUGGAGCCUGCUCGCCUCAGCCUACUGCGAACGGUGUGACGUAUUCGUGCAAUUGCCUGUCAGCUUUCUUCGGACCCACUUGCAACAUAUCAGACCCGUGUCUAUCAGAUCCAUGUCAGAAUCAUGGAGCCUGCUCACCUCAGCCUACUGCGACUGGUGCGACGUAUUCGUGCAAUUGCCCGUCAGGUUUCUUCGGACCUACCUGCGACAUAUCAGACCCGUGUCUGUCCAAUCCAUGUCAGAAUAAUGGAUCUUGCUCUUCUCAGCCUACUGCGACUGGUGCGACGUAUUCGUGCAAUUGUCCGUCAGAUUUCUUCGGACCAACCUGCAACAUAUCAGAUCCGUGUCUGUCACAUCCAUGUCAGAAUAAUGGAUCCUGCUCACCCGAGCCUACUGAUACCGGUGCGACGUAUUCGUGCGAUUGCCCACCGAAUUUCUUUGGACCCAACUGCAACAUAUCAGAUGACCUUUGA